Messenger RNA from Nilaparvata lugens (brown planthopper), 5996 nucleotides. Its product is annotated as flocculation protein FLO11-like. The transcript is spliced from 4 exons. The coding region runs from base 490 to 4110 and encodes 1206 amino acids. The record is from RefSeq and is a predicted model, not a curated record. NCBI's taxonomy places the organism in Eukaryota, Metazoa, Arthropoda, Insecta, Hemiptera, Delphacidae.
GGGGAGUCGAAGGUAGGAGAAGAAAAAAGAUGAUCUUGGGGUUAGUGAGUGGGGUGGAAUUGGGGCCAUAUAUACGGGUGGCGAGCGCCUAAGCUCUCCUUAGUCCAUCCAAGACUGUGUGGCAAGCGUGUGUACUUUGUUUCUUGUUGGUGUAGAUACGCGGCGAUUCCGCGCCAUUCGCACAUCUCUCUCUCUUGCUCUCCUCCUCCGUGCACUCUGACACCUGCUGCUUUCUUCUGCAUGAGGACCGAGGACCCCACAUCCAGCGUGCAGUUAGAGUCCACCUUCCGCACGCUGCUCCAGCCAGCACUCACACACACCAGGAGUACCUAGUGAACAGUUGUUGCAGUUUGUGUUGACAUUGCUUACAUUUAUGAGAAUAUGUCAAUUUUAUCGUGUAGUUUGUUAACAUCGUCUAGUUUGUAACUUGUUGAUCGGGAUAGUUUCCGUUUUAUUCGGCGCGAGUGAUUGUUCACCUAUCAAGUCACCAUGAUACUUAGGGUGACAUUACUUCUGAUUGGUGUGAGCGUUCUUUACAACAGUGUGUCUGCUGUAACCUCUCCACACAUAGCAGCUGACUUCCCAUCGCACAAAAACUGGAAUGGAGGCCAUCUUCAAACGAGACCCGUAUACAAGGGAGGAUCUGACAGCUCUCUGGCACAGAGAAUAGCCAGGUGGUUCUGGUCACCUGACAGUGAUGAUGACGACUAUGAUGAAGGAGGUCAUCGCCCUCUCAGAGUCAAAGUUAAUAGUGGACCAAAACCACCACUGCAAAAUCAUCAAGGUCCUCAAAUCCGGCAAAUUCCCCAGAAUCAUCCUACUCAACAAAAUCAUCAACUUCAUCAGAAUAAUCAAGUUCAACAAAACCAUCCAGUCCAGGCAAGCAAUCCUCCCUCUGAAAAGAAGGUGGAGCAAUCCAAGUCAAUAAAAGGGAGCUCAUCAAAUCUAUUUCAAUUCUGGGCAUCUCCAAAUCAAAAGCAAUCAUCAAACUCCCAUUCAAACUCCAAUUCUGGCUACCGUUAUGGGGCUGGCCGAUCAAAGGACAACUGCAAUCCUUGCAAUGAGUUUCCAUGGGUACCUGUUGCACGAUCCCUCCCAAUGGUUCCAGCUAUCUUAGCCAAUCAUGGAAAUGAUCAAUACUCACUCACUAUUCCAGCAGUUAGUUUGCAUUAUGGCCCACCGAACUCUCAAUCUUCAUCUGGUACAAAGCCAAUACCUUCUUAUGCAGCACCACCGCCACAACAACAUCAGCCCCAGCAACAACAACAUCAGACACAACAACAACAUACACAACAACAACAUACACAACAACAACAACAAUAUCAUCAACUAAAACAACAACUAUCACAGCCAAACUCAUCAAACAAACCAAGCCAGUCAUUUAGCUUGGACUUUGGAGGAAAGCCACCUCCUCCACCACCGCCACCACCAUCAUCAUCAUCAUCACAAUCCACAUACAUACCUGCAGCUCCACAAAAGACAAGACUUCCUCCAAUGACAUAUGGCAUUCCCAUUGACAUUGCAAAAAUACCAUUAACAUAUGCUAGCCCUUCAGCAAAUAACUAUCCUGUUCAACAAACAUCUUAUUCAUCAAAUGUACCAAAGAAAGUGAAUGCUCCAGCUCUGAUCCAUCCACCAAUACCUUUUCCAGCAUUAAGCCAUGGAGCACUUCCACCUUUACACCCCCCUCAGCCAUUCACCUCGGCCAAGGCAAACUCACAUUCAGGUGGUCUGAGUGCCUACCUCAGGCCUCCAGCAGCACCAGCUGGUGGACCAGCACCCAUAACCCAAAGCCAUUCACUAUCAUCUUCAGACCAUGGUGAUUGUGGUAAGUGCAGACCUAGCUCCACCUAUGCUGUAGAGGAUUCAGUGGCUGCAUCUGCUCAGCAUCAAGAGACUGGACACAAAAUCCAAGCUAUUCCCAACACCCCCGCUGUUGAAGUUAUGAAGAGUGUUCCAGUUGCUGAGUAUAUAUCAUCAAUUGAGUACCCUAUGCAGAUUGUUCAAGCCCCUAUUGUUGAUAUUAAUGGGCUACCACAAUACUUCAAUCUGCAAUUCCCCACACAGAAUGGACAGAGUUUUCUUCAACACAGUGGACAUGCUUUAUUUGUGAAUCAUGCUCUCAAUACUAAUGACAUAUCAAGUGAUGCCUCAAAUCCUUCCACAACCCCUCAGCCUGCAGAUAAUAUCAUUUCAGCAAGUUCAUACAAAAACCAACUACAAUCCCAAGAGAAAAGUGUUGGAAAGAGUUCAUCUCUCUCAUCAACAAUCAAGCAGGACAGCUCAACAGUUACCACUACUUCACCAAAAACCACAUCAUACUAUACAAGUGCACCUGAUCUCCUACCUCCACUACAAGAUCCACCUCAGCAAUUCUUCAAUGGAUAUAAUACCUCCUCUUUGGAACAACAGUCUAAUACACAGAUUAAUGGUGUGCCACCCUCUAGUAUGCGUUAUUUGAAUCCACCUCCCUUGACACCCACACAAUCCACUCUAAAUUGGAUAACAGGAAGCACAAUCUCUAGUACUCAGAUACACUCAUCAACUCCCACAAAUCAACCCAGAUUUUCUUCCACGCGCCCCUCAAUACCACCAUCAACACAGGCAUCCAAGAGACCAAAACAAAUUCAUCAAAUAAUUGUGCCAUAUACUACAAGGAAUGUGAAAGGAGUUAGCAAUGCAAAUGAGCCUGGCUGGACACCUGUCCCUCCACAAGCAAGGAAGGUUCCCCAGCCAAUACAGAAUUUCAGGAUUGAAGUGCCCCAACAAACAAGAAAUAUCUCAUUUGGUGACAUUCAUGGACUACAACUUGGUGGUACAGAAAUAAUCAAAUCAAUACCAUUGAGUGCUACUGGAUCCGAAAAUGUUGGACAGUUCAAAAUACCAGGGAUUGAAGAAGGGCUCACUCCCGAACUAAUUUCUCAACUGCUAAAAUUGGAAGAUGGUAAUAACCACAAUAGUUUGAGGGCAAUGGCUCAUCCAGGAGACAUCCAUCAUGUUGUGGCUGCUAAUCUGAGAGCACUUCUCCGUGGAGAAGAAGAUGCUGUUGAUUUCAAUCGCCUUCAGAAGAAUAUUGACAACUGGACAGCUGAAGGAUAUAAAACUAAUGCUCCACCAGAAAACUUUCAGCCUCUAACCACCCUUUCACACUUGUCACCUUCAAAAAAUAUACCUGAGGAAUAUUUCACAACACCUUCAAUAUUCACAAGCAAUUCUAAUGAUGAUGAAGUCUACGAAACAUCAGGAAGUCAAAACCAUCCUGUAAGAUCAAUUUUGAAGCCACAUACAAAAGACAAUCAAGAUUCUGCAUCUGACAAUUAUAAUAGUUGGUCUCUUCUAGAUACAAAGUUGAAGGCUACAGUUAUUACAACACAGGUAACACCAACAGUUUCUGAAACAACACCUUCUACCACAGAAGUACCUAAAUUGAAAAAGAAUAUCAUCAAAUUCCAUCCUCAAGCAGUGCCAUUCAAUUCCCAACAGAAAACAGCAUCACUUGCCUCUUCAACCCAGCGUCUGACUCCAUCAUCAACUACAACUGAGUCAACAGUGAUAGACACUACUCAACCAACAUCAAAAGCUUGGGAGCAAUUACAAGUUUCAAUCUCUCCACUGACCAAAGAGAAGGUUUAUGUUGUCACUCCUCAGCCAGUGGACUCAGGAGAGCCAACCACUGCUACCGACACAUCUGAGCAAAGUACCAUGUCCAUUUCAUCAACCAGAGUCGACAAAACCUAUUCUGUCGAGACUGCCAGGAGAACAACAAGAUAUCUUCAUGAUGGCAUUGAAAGCCAAACAAAGACACAGGCUAAAGCCUACACUCUAAAACCAAAUCGUCCAACACUACAAUAUACAAACAUAAGAAGAGCAAAAGGAUCUCCAAGUACAUUGAAAGAUUCUUCAGAAACUCUUGAUCCAAUCAAUAGAAGUAACUUUGGAGUGAAACAGUCCUCAGAUGACAAAGGAAGUCGAUCGAGGAGAAUGCAAGACGAAGAAGGGUACUUCCGAUUUUUUCCCGAGCUGAUGAAAGCCAGCGACAUUGGAGAAGAAGCGGAAGUCGAUCAAGUCAGGAGGGUUGCCCUAGAGUUGAAGAAAGAAGGCUCAACGUGAAAAAUCUCUAAUCAUAGACUUUAUACAUGAACAAAUAUAUGACAAUUCCUAUGCUUUUGCUAGCAUCAUGAAGUGCAGUGAACGUGAAAUUGACAAUCAGGUGAAAACGGUGUGAAUGAUAAAAAACUGCAUAACAACUAAGUAAUGAUAUUUCAAUGUUAAAGUGUUCAUUGUGUGUAGAUUCAUAUUUAUUAGCAUGAGGAGACAGCGUGUAGUGACUAUUGACUAUUACUGUACACCACUAAUGUCUUAAAAAGUAUCAAAAAUAGAACAGUACCACCCAAAUUGCAGAAACUUCCAUGUAAUUAUCCAACUCACUAGAGAAUAAGAUCAAUGAUAGAUAGUCAGUCGAGUGAAUGAAUUUAUUAGAGUAUGUAUUAUGUAAUUAUACGUGUUGUGAAUGUUUGUAUACUCAAGAAUUUUCCCAACCAGUGAAUGAGAAUUGGGGACAGUAAUAAUAUAAUCAUUAAGGAAAAGAAAAUCCACUUUUCUUACAGAAAGUUUUUCAAAUCAAUAUUGAAUUCUCAUGAAUAUAAGAAUCCAAAUUUCACAAAUUGAAAACAUAAUCUAACAGUAUCAUGAUUUUAAAGAAAGCAAACAAACUCCACAAAUGAUAUAUUUUAUUUUAAUAAUUUUAUUUAUAUUGGGAUAAUAUUGAGUCAAUAGAGAUGAAUAUUGGUGUCUACUAAAUAACCAAUAAAUUAAUAUCCGUCUUAUGCAUAUUCAUUAGAUAAUCGAAAGAAGUGUACAAGCCUUGAGGAAGAUUGAAUUUGACUGUACAGAAUAUUUCCUCUUAAAUAUUAUAGGUACCUAAAAAUAAUAUUAGGUUAAAAUGUGAGUUAUAAAAUCACAUUACUUAGGUUUUCUUUAGAAAUAUAAUAUCCAAAGAUCUGUUCAUAGUGGGAACUUGAUUAAAUAUUCUUCUUCAAAACUGAAAAAUAUUACUUUUAAUUGACGAAAACAAGAUUAAGAUCCUCCAAUCAGAACAAAGGAACUUCAGCAUUCAGUAUUCAAAAUAGUUUCAAGCAGGUGGAGUAUGAUUGUCAGAAUAUUGUUAAUUAUUGUCAUCAUUACCUAUUUUCUAUAUCCACAUAACCUCCUCAAAUUAUUUCUUUGCAACUUUCAUUAUUUUACAAUUUUUCAAAGAAUAAGGUAUAUUAAAGAGUAGUUCUAGUUCCCAAUCUGAACUUUCCUUUGUAGAUCAGUCCUUUAUAAUGAUGGUUGAAGAAUGCUAAACUCAUUGUUUUUAUUUUCAGCACAAUUCUAGAUUAUUUAUUACUGAUUUUUCUGUGUUUAAAUCAUCUUACAUUUAAUAUUUAUUAAUACGAAGUCAAAAUGGUGUUCUCAUUCUCAUUUAAUUAAUCAGAAUUGUUAUAGGUUAUUAUAAUCAAUUUAUGUGUCUGAUAAUGUACCUUUGUGACAAAAUAUAUUCAUAUUCUAUUAGUAGGAUAAGCUAUAUAAAUAAGGAUUCUCUGUUCCAAAUAUUUAUUUGCAAUUUUAGAUUUUUCAGUUCAAAAUAUUCAUUUCCGAUUUAAAUUUUUCAGUUUAACUCGUAUAAUGUCAACGAUAUAGAUUGAAAAGAUCCUUUUUUGAAAUUGAUAAGUGAACAAGUGCAAAACCUAGGAUUUUUCAAAUUCACUUCAAAUAUCAUAUUUGUGUUACAAUCAUUAAUUGAAAUGAAUGCCAGACUUUCAGAAUUGUAACUGGGCCGGGACUAUUAUAUUCUAAGCCAGAAUGCUCUAUAAGACGCUUAGUACCUUAUAUAUUACUAUAGAAAUACCUAUUUGAGAGUAAGAUUCUAGUUUAAGGCAUAGUAUGUAAAAUACAAAUUUAUACUGCCAUAUUAUGCGAAUUUAAAGUUCAUCAAUAAAUUCUUCCAACCUAAA